Naegleria lovaniensis is the source of this 3195-nucleotide messenger RNA. RefSeq lists its product as uncharacterized. Lineage: Eukaryota; Heterolobosea; Eutetramitea; Acrasida; Naegleriidae. The record is from RefSeq and is a predicted model, not a curated record. Bases 1 to 3195 code for a protein of 1064 amino acids. The transcript has a single exon.
AUGAUAUCUUCCAUUCCUUCCAAUAAUACUCCAUCAUCAGGAGUUGAACCUAUCACAACAACAACAUCUUCCAUGAGUUUAGAGUUCAAUCCAAUUAUUGCUUCCUCUCAUAACAACACUUCUAGGACACAAUCAUCCCCACAACAACCACCUUCUUCACCUCUCUCCGCUGCUAUUGAUAGCAAUGAUAAAACAACAACAACAACCGACCCUAUCAAUUCGAACGAGUUGUCUGAAUUACUACUAGGUAUCUACAUGAGGAAUGCAAUACAAAGUAGUGUAAAGAGGAAAGUAGAAGAGAUUGCCAUGGACAAGACAACAGCCAAUGCCCUGAGUUUUCACUACAAGAAAAGGCAAGGAUUAGUGAGGACUGAUCUUGAGAAGAAGAGUAUCAACAACACGAAUGGUGGUGCUCUUGAUGGCAUGGUAUCUACAACAACAACAACAACAAUACCAUUAUUGAUUCAAGAGAGCAUCUCUAAUGACCAUUCUAUCGUGAGUACACUGAAUGCACCUUCUACCAAUCUUUUCUGUGCUUCCUCAAUCCAUGAUCUUACAACAACAACCGUUAUCGAGAAGAACACUUCAUCCAACACCACCUCUAUGCUUGACAAUAGUAGAGGCAAUCAUGAUAACUCUACUUCAGUAUCGGAUGACAAAAAAGUACCAAUGGCUUUUUCAACCAUGACCAACACGGACAACAACGAAACUGAUAGCGAAACAGAGGCAGAGAAAUUCACACGAACAUUUAUGGAAGAUUAUGUGAAUGAUGAUUUAAUUGUGAAUAAGGAUGAAGAAGCAAAUAUAGUUCCUGUAAAUGUUAAAGACUAUGUCAUGGACCACUUUAGAAAAACAAUAUUAUUGGAAUGGGACAAUUACAAAAGAUCCACUCAGUUUAAAUAUGAAUGGAUAGAAACACGUAUUAAGCAUCUACAGCAAGAAUAUAAUUAUAUUUUAGACUUGUUGCAAGAAAAGCAUAGUUUAAUACAUUCGAAUUCUGACCAGAGUAGUGAUAAUAUUUCUGAAACAUUCAAUGGAGAUACAUUUAAACCAAGUACAUUACUACAAGAAACUUUGCUUUCUCCAGCUAAGAGAAGAAAUGAUUUUAUGCAACAUCCAUUUUUUAGCAGUUUUGAAGAGUUUUUUAAUAGAGAAUUAGAACACUUUAGACAAUUGAAAGAAAAACAAUCCGACUUGGCAACUAUUUCAUCUCAUUGGCUAUCUGCAGCAGCUGGUGGUGCAUCCUCUGUGGUGAGACAACAAGUCGCUUCUGAUACAAACACAAUGGUUGAUGAAAGUGUCACAAGUGCUGUUGCUCCUCCUUCUGAUAUGACCACAACGACCAUGCCAACAACGACUAUGCCAACAACGACUACUGCUGCUCCUACCAUGAUGACUAGUAGUAGUAACAAACCACAAGCAGCAGCAACAACAACAACCACACAACUACACUCAUCCAUGAGUGCACUCUCACCAACAGCAUCAUCUCUCUCCAUUAUCACUCUAAAUUUAAAUUGUCAUCCUGGAUCAUCAUUACCCCUUACUUCUCCUCAAACUAGUAAGAUUAUGUAUCCAUUGCCAUAUAUUACCUCUGCUGAUAUUUUGGACUCUUUGCAAUUAAUCUACAAUCCAAACACAUCCUAUUCCAACUAUCCUUUACCUAGAAGAACAUAUCCACUAUCCUUUUCUAACAUUAUGAAUCAAUACAAUAAGAAGAAGAAAAGAGUAGGAUCUUCGAGAAGAUCAACUUCUAUUCGAUCUGUUGCUGGUUUCCGUAGAAGUAGAGGUGCUGAGGAUAACCCAACUGAAGAUAUUGUUAUUUUUGAUACUGGUGUUUCAAAUAUUAAGGAUAUCAAAUAUAAGGAAAUUGUAACACCAUCGUUUAGAGUUUUGACAAAUGAAGAAUUAUCUCAAUUACCAACAAUUAAUGAAACAGAAGAAGAGGAAGACAUUUCAGAUGCUAGAUAUUGUUAUUUACAUAUUGAUAAUGAAAUGCAAGAAAGACAAAAGUAUUAUCUGGCAUCACUUCCCACAACCGAUAAAAAGAAGAAGAAGAGUCAAGCAGACGAAGAAGAAGAAAUUCGAAAGACUAUGAAAUAUCAAGUUCCAAGUUAUGAAACCAUUGUAGAGGCUUUUGAAUCGUUCAAAUCCAAGCGCAGUGAAGAACAGUCCUCAACCACCACCACCACUGAAAUUUGUCAUCCGAAACCACCCGUUCACAAAUUUUCUGAGAAUUUCACGUAUCUAGUUCCAAAAGAUCAAAUGGUGAGUGGUAGUACGAGCAGCAGUACAUGUGCUACUCCAACUUCCUCAAAAACAACCCUAAUGAAUGCCAAAUUAGCCUAUACUUCUCAAUCAUCCACCACGAGUUUGACAUCUCCUCAAAAGAAACAAAAAGAUAAAAAGACAGCAGAUCAGAGCGUGAUACCAAGAUGGAAAUUAAUUACACUUGAAUCCUAUGUUCCUUAUCCAAUCGCUCCAUGUGAAGAUCCGAGGGGUAAUUGGGAAGAAUUGAAAUUUAAGAGUAGAGAGAGAAUGCAAAGUUUAUCACUUUCUGUGGAUACUCCAAUAUUGAAUCCAACAACAACAACAACCAUGACUCUACCAUCCGUAGAGGACGAUAUUUCAAGAAAAAGAGGUGUUGGACAAUCAUCUCUUUUAGAAGAAGAUGAAGUAAUGAUUGAAACCAAUGAUUAUGACUUGGCAUCCAAUACAUUGAACACUGAGACAACGCUUCGAACUUAUGCAUCUCUUAAUCAAUCGAACAGUGCAAAUAGAAAACGCAAAAAGCCACCCACUUCCAUCGAUGAUGAUACUCUUAUUGCACUCUCUGAAGAUGACGAAGAUGAUGUUGAUUAUAGAGAUUCUCUGAGAAAAAAGUCUUUGAAUCGUGACAGUGAUGAAGAUGCAGAUGAUGAAGAUUACAUUGAAAGUAGAGACAGAAAGAAAAACAAAUCAAGUACAACAGGUUCUGGUUACACCUCUUCUCAUUCAAGAGGAAAGAAGAGAGGACCAGGAAGGCCUAAGAGUACAGAAACCACAGAGUGCACUGCAACAAGUUUUGUUGCUGAUCGAAUUUAUGACACCAAGAUUGUACUCAAGUUAAAUGGAGGAGGUAGUGUGGACACCUCUUCCAAAGAAAAGAAGCAGUCCAGUAGUAGUAGUAAUGGAAAGAAUAAGAAACAUCACAAAUAA